AUGGCAACGCUCUCAGGCGCAGAGCGCAUUCGCGCAAUUACUGACGAGGAUGGCAUGUUCAAGGCCUUUGACACAUACCCAUGGAAGAAGGACAAGAUGUUCCUGUCCGGCCUCACCGCAAUCCUCGGCGAUCCAAACACAGCAAACCCCAAAGGAACUACCUCCGAACUCGCAACCCACGCCCGGAUCUUCUACUACGCCUCGCGCAUAGGCGUGACAGUCGACUUCAACAGCUACAAAGACUGGCUCGCCCGCCACCCGGAUCACACACCACCCGACAUCCUCCCCGAAGAAUACAAGUCCCAGUCGCCAGCAACGACCACAGCUACCGACGUGCCGGACCUCACGUCGAAGCUCAAUGACCUCAAGACCGACCCCGACCCCAAGAACGACGCUGGCGCAGAAGACACGCCGUCAUGGCAGGCCGCCGCUCCCAAAGGGGAGCUCUACGUCGAGCGGAAGGCUCCUCCGCAAGUAGAGGCUGACGCCGAGGGAGGCGAGCCAGCGUAUCCUGUCGGCUUCGCGGAGAUGCUCCAGAUGUUACAGAAGGGCAUUCCUAUCCCAGGAAUAAGACAGAUACCCGACACUGUCAUCAGGGAUGCAUCCGUCAAGCCAUUUGGAAAGCGUGCGGUGCCAAAGAAACCCUGGGAGAAGGAUGUACCAACUACAACAGAUGCAGAAGCGGGAGACCAGCCUUCUGUAGUCGACGCUGAAUUCCCUCCACUUGAUGAGACUUCAGCACCAGAGGCUGAUAAGUCAAGCAAGGACACGUAA
Messenger RNA from Colletotrichum chrysophilum, 774 nucleotides. RefSeq lists its product as uncharacterized. The transcript is spliced from 3 exons. The record is from RefSeq and is a predicted model, not a curated record. The coding region runs from base 1 to 774 and encodes 257 amino acids. Lineage: Eukaryota; Fungi; Ascomycota; Sordariomycetes; Glomerellales; Glomerellaceae.